AUGGCGAAACCGCGUGUGAUAUACUGGUUCAGAACAGACCUCCGUCUGCACGAUUCUCCCGCCCUACAAGCAGCACUCGAUCUCGAGCCAGAGGUUCUUUGGCCAAUCUUCACAUGGGAACCUCACUACGUGUACAAGGCUAGAGGAGGAGUGAAUCGAUGGCAGUUUCUAUUGGACUGCCAGAAUGACCUCUCCCAAUCCAUCACGAAGCUGAACAAAAACUCAAAGUUGUUCGUCCUCCGAGAAGGCCCGCAAACACUCUUUCCAAAACUCUUCAAAGCCUGGAAACCAACCCACCUCGUCUUCGAAAAGGACACAGAUGCAUACGCCCGUUCCCGCGACGAGGCCGUUGCCAAAGCAGCCAAAGCAGCAGGAAUCCAAGUCAUCAUCCAACCAGGCCGAACCCUCUGGGACAGCGACGACAUCGUCCAGCGCCAUGGCGGGAAACCCACAAUGUCGAUAACCCAGCUACAGGCCGCAGGCAAAAAGAUUGGACCCGUCGCAAAGCCCAUUCCGGCGCCUGAGAGUUUGCCUGAUCCGGGAGACAUGCCUGUGGAUUUUGAGCGGCAUGUUCCUGAGGAGAAACCGGAUUUCAACGCAGAUUAUAGAUCGGAGGAAGAUACGGGAUAUAAACACAUCGCCGGUCCAAAUGGUGAUUUUGCCAUUGAGACUCUGGAUGAGCUCGGCUUCACCCCAGCAACAACUCCCCAUCGAGGCGGCGAGACGCGCGCCCUCAAGAUUCUCGAAGACCUCCUCAAGGACAAAAAGUACACGGCGACUUUCCAGAAACCAAAGACAAGCCCAGCACAAUUCAAUCCCCAGUCGACAACCCUGCUCUCGCCAUUCUUCCACUUCGGCGCCCUCUCCGUACGUCUCUUCUACUGGCGCGUCCACGACAUCGUCGAGUCCUACGGCAAAGCAGCCUCAUCUCCCCCCGAAAGCCUCAUCGGCCAAGUCCUCUUCCGCGACAUGUACUUCGCCGCCCAGGCAGCCCUCGGCACAUCCUUCGCCCAAACAGCAACGAACCCUUACUGCCGCUUCAUCCCCUGGCAUCUCCCCUCCAAGCGCGACCCGGAAACCGGCCUCAUCACAGGCGACCACCACAUCGACUCCCAGCAAGCCGAAGCCUGGUUCCAGCGCUGGAAGGCCGGCGUCACCGGCUUCCCCUGGAUCGACGCCCUCAUGCGCCAGCUCCGCCACGACGGCUGGAUCCAUCACCUCGGCCGCCACAGCGUCGCUUGUUUCCUCACCCGCGGCGGCUGCUACGUCGACUGGGAGCGCGGCGCAGAGGUCUUUGAGGAAUGGCUCAUCGACCACGAGCCCGCCUGCAACAUCGGCAACUGGCAGUGGCUCUCCUGCACCGCCUUCUUCACCCAGUACUUCCGCUGCUACAGCCCCGUCUCCUUCGGCCAGAAGUGGGAUAAGAACGGCGACUUGAUUCGGCAAUGGGUGCCUGAGCUCAGCCGCGUGAAACAAAAGUACAUUUACGAGCCGUGGAAGAUGCCGUUGCCUGACCAGAAGGAGGCCGGCGUCAGGGUUACUGGUGAUGGCCUCUCGGAGCCUCAAGAAGGGACGUACCCGAAGCCCAUGUUUGAUUUCAAUGAGCGGCGAGGCAUCUGCAUGGCUGCCAUGAAGAACGCAUACGCGGUGGGAUUAUACGGCAACGACGACAAGGUUCUGGAUGGAAGCUGGAGAACGCUGUUUCCAUCCCCUGGUGAGGCCGAGGUUAUGGGAGAGUACGAGAGCGACUACGGGGAGAAUGCAGAUAAUAACGAAGAUGAGCAUGACAAGGAUGGAUUAGAUGGUGAAAUUGCCAGCAACAAGCGUGGUGCGGAAAGCAACGGCACAGAAUCCAAGUCAAAGAAGCAGAAGACAGAGGCAUAA
Molecule: messenger RNA, 1884 nt
Organism: Trichoderma aggressivum f. europaeum
Lineage: Eukaryota; Fungi; Ascomycota; Sordariomycetes; Hypocreales; Hypocreaceae
Exons: 2
Coding region: 1-1884 (627 amino acids)
Biological process (GO): entrainment of circadian clock by photoperiod; circadian regulation of gene expression
Cellular component (GO): nucleus; cytoplasm
Molecular function (GO): DNA binding; deoxyribodipyrimidine photo-lyase activity; FAD binding
Source: RefSeq, a predicted model, not a curated record